AUGGAUAUGCUGCUUUUUGUGCAUGGUCUGGUAUUGGCAAUUGCGGCAGCAGCAUGUGCAUUCCCCGUAGACAUCUAUAUAUUGGAUACAAAGAUAUGCAAGGAAAAUCUCUUUGCAGGCUAUGUUAACACAAAGAAUAUCAAAUACGAUCCUUUGCCAGGCCAUCGAAAAUUACAAACACAAAAUGUCGCUCCAUAUUUGACGUCUGCUCCCGAACAAGACCACGGAACUAAUAUUGCAGCAUUGAUUCUUGACGAAAUAGACUGUUUAAAGAAGGAGGAUGUUGAGAUUUAUGACAUUCCUAUAGCCUCAAAAAUGUAUAGCGGCCUUGUAGCUGAUCAUCUGCUAGACAUGGCUCUUUGUAAGCUUUGCGAAAAAAUUCAACAGCCUGUUGCAAAAAGUCGACAUAGUGUUCUCGUGUUGUCGUUUUCUAUUGAGUUGAAAAAUGUCAGGUCAAACGAAAAUAAAGCUAUGAUAGCCAAGAUGACGUCAAAAAUACGGGCACUUUUGGAGCGUAAUGUCCAUGUCUUGGUUGCGGCAGGGUCUGAAAAUGUCUCUGCAAAAUAUACAUGGCCUGCAGCCAUAAAAGGAGUUUAUUCAAUUGGUGGCCUUAUGGCAUAUUCCUUUUUACAAAGGAAAACAUUGUUCCGGCAUCACUUUUAUCGAUUAUAUACGCCUUCAAACUAUGAUGCUACUUUUUAUGAUUUGGCCUGCAAUGUUCAAGUAAGAAGAAAUGAAGGAAAAAUAUCGAUAUUUGGAACUUCAUAUGCAAAUGCCAUAGCAGCAGGUAAAAUCGCCGCAAUUCUGGCCACUGUCGAUCAGCCAAUCCACCCAACAGAUACUUUUGAAAAUCUUUUGAGCAAGAUAUUUAUAUUUGAUUUUAACAAUCAACUUCCGAUGCUCCCAUAA
Molecule: messenger RNA, 909 nt
Organism: Mitosporidium daphniae
Lineage: Eukaryota; Fungi; Microsporidia
Exons: 1
Coding region: 1-909 (302 amino acids)
Biological process (GO): proteolysis
Molecular function (GO): serine-type endopeptidase activity
Source: RefSeq, a predicted model, not a curated record